Messenger RNA from Guyanagaster necrorhizus, 616 nucleotides. RefSeq lists its product as uncharacterized. The record is from RefSeq and is a predicted model, not a curated record. Lineage: Eukaryota; Fungi; Basidiomycota; Agaricomycetes; Agaricales; Physalacriaceae. The transcript has 4 exons. The coding region runs from base 1 to 513 and encodes 170 amino acids.
AUGCUUCAUGUCAGCUAUCUGGCUUUUGGAAACCUCGCGAUUAUUUUGCCUAGUGAGGUUAUUCGUGGGCGAAGCAACUCUGUCCCAUCUAAUAUGGGCCAGGGAACACUGGUUACAAUUCAGGCGGUGAAUACCUUUUUUGUCCAGAGCAUGUGCCGGAAAUUGCCGAUGAAGGUUGAUUUUUUCCCCCUGGCGCUCUAUCCUUCCUGUUCUCAACGGUAUGGGCUCAAAGCGAUUUCGAUUGGGGCACUAUUGAACCAACGCGCAAUUUAUCACGGGUCGACUGCUACUCUUGCUAUCAGUGUACGCGUUUCGAGGUAUGCUUUCCCCCUUCUCGCUAUGUCGUUCUUCAUUAACGUUUCUCUCUUGCGACGGAAGGUGCCCAUCGACUCAUCGAAUGAGGACGGCGAAAAGGCUGCUCUCACGUUGAUAAAGUUUUCCGCUAAAUCCGAGACUAUAAAAGAACAGUACUGUUUAAUCCUGGAGGUCCUUGCGGUAGUGGAGUCUCACUAGAAGCUUCGCUGGUUCAUUAUUUGCGUCUGUCAUCGGGAACCAAAAUUAUCGGAUUCGAUCCUUGGAGGGUAGGCAAUUCGAUGCCUCGAGUUAUGUGAUAACC